Mustela erminea (ermine) is the source of this 1692-nucleotide messenger RNA. RefSeq names its product forkhead box D2 (gene FOXD2). The record is from RefSeq and is a predicted model, not a curated record. The transcript has a single exon. Gene Ontology annotation, biological process: anatomical structure morphogenesis; cell differentiation; regulation of transcription by RNA polymerase II. Gene Ontology annotation, molecular function: DNA-binding transcription factor activity, RNA polymerase II-specific; RNA polymerase II cis-regulatory region sequence-specific DNA binding. Bases 89 to 1585 code for a protein of 498 amino acids. NCBI's taxonomy places the organism in Eukaryota, Metazoa, Chordata, Mammalia, Carnivora, Mustelidae.
CAAAACACACUCGCCCCAGAGGCAGCGCGGCGGAGCCGGAGCCGCGGCCGGAGCGGAGCCGGAGAACGGCGGUGGCGGCGGCGGCACCAUGACCCUGGGCAGCUGCUGCUGCGAGAUCAUGUCCUCCGAGAGCUCCCCGGCCGCGCUGUCCGAGGCCGACGCAGACAUAGACGUGGUGGGCGGCGGCGGCGGCAGCGGUGGGGGGGAGCUCCCUGCCCGCUCCGGGCCCCGCGCCCCCCGGGACGUGCUCCCCCACGGCCCCGAGCCUCCUCCGGAGGAAGCCGAGGCGGACGCAGCCGAGGACGAGGAGGAGUCCGGCGGCUGCUCGGACGGCGAGCCCCGCGCUCUAGCGCCCCGGGGGGCGGCGGCCGCAGCGGGAAGCCCCGGACCAGGCGCGGCGGCGGCGGCAGCGGCCCGGGGCGCCGCGGGGCCGGGGCCGGGACCGCCGUCGGGGGGCGCGGCGACGCGGAGCCCCCUGGUGAAGCCUCCCUACUCGUACAUUGCGCUCAUCACCAUGGCCAUCCUGCAGAGCCCCAAGAAGCGGCUGACGCUGAGCGAGAUCUGCGAGUUCAUCAGCGGCCGCUUCCCCUACUAUCGGGAGAAGUUCCCCGCCUGGCAGAACAGCAUCCGCCACAACCUCUCGCUCAACGACUGCUUCGUCAAGAUUCCCCGCGAGCCGGGCAACCCGGGCAAGGGCAACUACUGGACGCUCGACCCGGAGUCGGCCGACAUGUUCGACAACGGCAGCUUCCUGCGGCGCCGCAAGCGCUUCAAGCGGCAGCCGCUACCGCCGCCGCAUCCACACGCGCACCCUCAUCCCGAGCUGCUGUUGCGUGGCGGGGCUGCGGCGGCGGGGGACCCCGGCGCCUUCCUGCCGGGCUUCGCCGCUUACGGCGCCUACGGCUAUGGCUACGGCUUGGCGCUCCCGGCCUACGGCGCACCCCCACCGGGCCCAGCCCCGCAUCCGCAUCCGCACCCGCACGCCUUCGCUUUCGCCGCCGCUACCGCGCCUUGCCAGCUGUCGGUACCCCCAGGCCGCGCCGCUGCUCCUCCAUCCGGACCUCCGACGGCCUCGGUGUUCGCGGGCGCAGCCUCGGCUCCGGCCCCCGCGCCUGCCCCGGGCGCAGGGUCGGGCCCCGGCCCCGCAGGCCUGCCAGCCUUCCUGGGCGCCGAGCUGGGGUGCGCCAAAGCCUUCUAUCCCGCGUCGCUGAGCCCUCCCGCAGCCGGCACCGCGGCGGGUCUGUCUACCGCACUCCUGCGCCAGGGCCUCAAGACGGACGCGGGCGGUGGUGCGGGCGGCGGGGGCGCAGGGGCCGGGCAGAGGCCUUCCUUCUCUAUAGACCACAUCAUGGGCCACGGUGGCGGCGGGGCAGCACCCCCGGGCGGAGGCGAGGGCUCCCCGGGAUCGCCUUUCGCGGCGGCGGCAGGUCCUGGGGGUCAAGCCCAGGUCUUGGCUAUGCUGACUGCCCCAGCCCUGGCUCCAGUGGCCGGCCACAUCCGCCUAUCUCACCCCGGGGACGCGCUCCUGUCCUCAGGGCCCCCGUUUGCCAGCAAAGUCGCCGGCCUCAGUGGCUGCCACUUCUGACCGCAUCGAGCUCAGGGCCGGUAAGGCCCGCACUCCUCAGCCUCUCCCGGGAGCUCCUGCGGUCCCAACGGAACUCAGGGAGUCUAUUUAUGAAGAGUCUCCAGACC